AUGUUGCUCCGACAUCGCGCGCCGGGGACUGUCGGAGCUCUCGGAACGGUCUUCCGGUUGCACAUCAGGCCGCUCGGCCAAGCCGCCGCCGCCGCCGUCGCGGCUGCCCCACCGGAGAUCUUCGAGGGGCCCCUCGAUUAUCUGGAAGGCUUUCCUAGGCCUGAUCCCAAGCACGACGAGACUAUAAUCGGCGUCCCCAGAGCUAAGUCUGGGAAGAUAAUAUCGGCCAAAGAGAGGAAAGGGUGGCGCGUGCCAAGCAUCGUUUUCGAGCAGGAAAAUGGGCAGGAGGGCGGUAACAAGCGCCUCAUCUCCGUGCAGUCGAAGCAGAUCCGGAAGCUCGUUGAUCACCUUGGGUACCAUUUCUUCCUGUCCAGGCUGUUCAAUCUGGAGGUGAGGUCGGAGUUCGACGACUCGGGAGAGGUCAUUGAGAAAGUCCGUGUCCUGCCUCGAAAGGUACAUAGACGCUUACGAUGUUACAUUGGUAGCUUAAAGCUCAUUAAGAAUUGACAGAUAUGGUUUCUCAUGCCAUUCUUACUCGGAGAAAAGCUGCUUACCUGAUUCCCAGUUAUUUCAUCCCUCGUCCGCUGUGGGUUUGCGUACGGAAUCGAUGCGCCUUGUUCUCUACUAAUGCUAGAAAAAAUACGAGUGUGACCUUUUUGGUCUGGAAUGCGAUCAACCCUGACUCUCUCCCCACUUUAUUUAUUCUGAUGAUUAUACGGAUGUCUUGUCGCAGCGUCCACGGCCAUGUUGCAAUACAGAGACGCAGAAUCUGUGUAGAUUUGUUCUUUACCAAUUAAACUAUGAGCUUCUUGGGCCAACCUUGUGUGUUGUUCCUAUGCCCACGCUUGAGUCUUUGUGCACUGAGAUUUUGGAUCUUGAUGACGAAAAAUGAGGAUAAUAGCAUUGUAUCGAUUGGCAUUGUCGAUGAUCAAACUAUAUCAAGAAAAAUGAAACUAUGACAUGUGUAUAGAGAGGAAGCAGCCUAGAAUCUUUUGAAAUUACUAUGCAUGAUGCGACCAGAGUGAGAAUGCUUCAUGGUGGCGACUUUCUUCUUCAUCAUGUGUAUGGAAGUGACGAAUGACUAAUUACUUGUUUCUGGGGAGCAUAUUUUGGCUCUUCUGCGUUAAGACUGGUCUGCGAGUUGCAGCUGCAACGUAUGUAUAUAUUAUCAAUGCUAAAUGAGGUUUCCUCAGGAUCCUCUUUGAAGGGCAAUAAUUCUCACCUUCUAUCCAAUAAAGUUUUAGAAAAGGAAUCACACGAAGGGGAAGGAACUUCACAAAUAGUGAAAGUAUGCUACAUGUGGAUAUUAUCUCGUGUUUUUCAAUAUUUCUCUAAUCUCCUUGCCUUCCUCUUUCAUAGUACCUCUGUUAAUGAAGGAAUAUUGAAUUUUGCGUCGUCCUUUAGGUGUUUUAGGUUAGAGCUUUGCCCUAUUCUGUUUCUUCAGGCAUUUCUGGCAGUCUCUAAGCUGUCAUUGGUGUUUGCUAGAAAACACUUUGAAUUACUUAUGAAUUCCACAUCCCGGAAAUCUAAUGUGUGAAAAAAGUGAGACAUUGUUUUGGGUUUACUCUCAAAAGGUCGUGGUUUCUUUGUCUUGAUUACAUAAUAAUUUUCUCUCUUUAAUUCAUCAGAGUGAUGGAAGCCUUCUAAAAAUGUGGUGGGGAUUCCUUGAUCGGUUUCAUGAUAUCAAAUCAGUUGUAUAGGUUUAGUUGGUCAUAAGCUUUAUAUACUCUGCCUUUCAAAAAAACCUUUAUCCAUUUCAAUUGUUUAUAUUUGAAAGGUAAAAUUUAUUUUGCUUUAAUUUCCGCGGGAUAUUCUUUAUUGCCUUUUUUAUCGAUCUAAAUCUGUGUUUAUGGAACUGCAAUUUUCUCAUAGUAACGAUGAUAUGAAAUAAAAGUAGUCAAGGGUUGAAUAUUAUGCUUAUGUGACUUGCUUUUCGACUGCUCUUUCGCUCCCGCCAAUAUCGGCUUAUUAUUAUUGAAUAUAUAAUCAUAGUAAUUAUAGAUUAGUCAUUUAUUGUUCUGAAACGUGCCAUUUUAUACUGCAGCUGCAUCUGCAUUCGGGAACUGAUGCACCCUUGAAUGUCACAUUCAUGCGAGCUCCUUCUCAUGCAUUACUGAAGAUUGAUGUUCCUCUCGUAUAUAGAGGGGAUGAUGCGUGCCCUGGUUUGAGAAAAGGUACUAACCAUAUUUAAUUUCCAUCUUCGUCUACAAAAUUGCAAUGUGAGUUGAGCUGAUUUGUUGAUGCAAGAUUCAGUGCUGCAUUUUUAUUUUUUUCCUGCGCUCAUCUCUCAGACAGAACCAAACAUUGUUUGAAUUUCUCUCGACAAAUUUUCCAUCAUGUUCUAUGACAUUCACCGCAUUACAGAUGUGAGAUCACACGCGUUGACUCCAGGAUCAUGCAUUGUCCACAUUGUCCACUGGAGUAUCUAUCAUCGCCUUCUAAGACGACCAUUCCCUUUUGGUCUCUGCUGGACUGAUGCGUGAUCUCCUUCUUCACUUCACUCGUUUAUUCAAUCAGAUCCGCGACUGCAUUACAUCAGCCUUGAUCCUGGAUCGUUUGCUUCUCAUGCAAAUUCUCUCGAGUGAUUUAGCGUUUCUAGAUGUAUGAUAUUUGCUAGAAAAAUCCCAUUUUGGAAGAUGCAAAUAGGUCUCAUGGUUGUUACAGCCUAUGUUGUAUGGUUAUGGCCAUAGUUAUUUUUCCAUUGAUUUGGAUAGUCUGAUGGCAGCUACAGGCUGGUUCUAUCUUAUCAAAAGCUCUAUCUUUUCUUCUGAAACAUCCAUCGCCCAUACAUCGACUGUCUUCACUGGGAACUGAUUCGACCUGGUUCUCCGAUCCUUAAUGUUCCAGGAGGGCGAUUGAACACCAUAAAGAGGACGAUGAAGUAUCUCUGCCCUGCCGACAUCGUCCCUCCCUUCAUCGACGUUGAUCUGAGCGAGCUGGAAGCCGGGCAGAAGCUGCUGGCCAAGGACCUCAAGGUCCACCCGGCUCUCAAGCUCCUCCGAUCCCCCGACGAACCCAUCUGUAACAUCAUUGGAGCGAGAGUCUCGGAGCAGAGGAAAUCCAAGUGA
This is a messenger RNA of Spirodela intermedia, 3068 nucleotides long. NCBI's taxonomy places the organism in Eukaryota, Viridiplantae, Streptophyta, Magnoliopsida, Alismatales, Araceae. The record is from the annotation of a GenBank genome assembly.